AUGCUCGAAAAACGCAGAGUUCUCAUCGUCGGUGGUGGUUUCAGUGGCCUGUUUGCGGCUUCUGAGUUGGCCUCUCGUUUUGAGGUCACUCUCGUUGAUGCCAAGGAGUAUUUUGAAUAUACUCCUGGCGUUCUGCGAGCAUUUGUUCACCCUGGCCAUCACUACAGUCUCACAUUCAUUUACUCCUCGGUCUUGGAGGGGAAGAUGGGUUGCAAGUUCAUUUUUGGCGAAGUGAAGACGAUCAACGGCCUUCACAAGUACGCCUCAGUGAAGCCGAUGUUCUCUUGCAGCACGCAAGAAGUCUAUUUUGACUACUGCAUUAUAGCGUCAGGUUGCAAUUUUGGUGUCAUGAACAAGUGGGGCGCGUCCUUGUGGUUUCCAACUAUUCACGAGGAUGCACGCGAAGAGUCCCAUUGGAAGCAUCUGGAUGAGCGCUUCCUCUCGGGCCGUAGACUUCACAUCGUGGAGGAACAUGAGAAACUGAAAGAGCUUAACGAGCGCAGUGGCAGUGUCCUGGUCGUGGGUGGUGGCUUCAUCGGCGUUGAAUGGGUUACUGAACUACAACACUAUUUUCCUAACCUCAAGCUCCACAUAGUAGACUCCGGACCGAAAUGUUUGGGUCCCCUUCCAGAACGUGCGGCCGAGUACUGUGAGGCUUAUAUGAGGGAUAGAGGCAUCAAGAUAUCCUAUGGUCGUUACAAGGAUGACCCCGCUUUCUACAGACAAAUCGGCAUGGAGAAUCAGCCUGACAGUACUUUCGUUUGUAUUGGCGUAAAAGCAUCGAAUUAUUUCAUGCCACCAAAUACGCUCACAUCCUACAACCCUGACGCUCCAGAUAAGAUUGAAAAAGACCCCAAAAAAUGUGGUCCAUGUGGCGGUGGAUGGAUCAGAGUCAAUAAGAAACUGCAAGUUCUACAGAUGAACGACGACCAUCGACUCUCUCCCUUCGGCGGAGGGUGUAUCUUCGCGGUUGGUGACUGUAACCUGUGCCCUGACCUUCCACCUAUUCCCAAGAUCUCUUAUCCCGCAGAAGAGCAAGCGUCGCAUGCCUGUUGUAACAUACGCAUUCUCGAUAGUCUCGAGCACAAGGGCGCUUCGGUCACUCGCUAUUGUGGUCUCUCUCGUUUUUCUGAUCUUCGAGACACAUGGAAGCCUAAGGGCGCUGGCACUUUCGCUACCUCUCUCGGCCCAAGUGAUGCCUGUCUUGUCAUGGGCGCCAGUGAGAAGGGCAAAGGCAAGAUAGUGCUGAGUGGAAGACCUUCGGCAGCUUUGAAGGACUUCAUCGAGUACUCCAAGGUCAAAGAGUGCAAGUCUUCAUGGCUUGGCAAAUUUGCUUGGCAUUUUGUACACAGAACUCCCUUCGUCAACUAUUGA
Messenger RNA from Perkinsus marinus ATCC 50983, 1374 nucleotides. RefSeq lists its product as hypothetical. Bases 1 to 1374 code for a protein of 457 amino acids. Gene Ontology annotation, cellular component: cytoplasm. Gene Ontology annotation, molecular function: electron-transferring-flavoprotein dehydrogenase activity; flavin adenine dinucleotide binding. The record is from RefSeq and is a predicted model, not a curated record. The transcript has a single exon. NCBI's taxonomy places the organism in Eukaryota, Perkinsozoa, Perkinsida, Perkinsidae.